Molecule: messenger RNA, 1791 nt
Organism: Xyrauchen texanus (razorback sucker)
Lineage: Eukaryota; Metazoa; Chordata; Actinopteri; Cypriniformes; Catostomidae
Gene: ccnb3
Product: cyclin B3
Exons: 12
Coding region: 176-1390 (404 amino acids)
Biological process (GO): regulation of cyclin-dependent protein serine/threonine kinase activity; mitotic cell cycle phase transition
Cellular component (GO): nucleus; cyclin-dependent protein kinase holoenzyme complex; centrosome
Molecular function (GO): cyclin-dependent protein serine/threonine kinase regulator activity
Source: RefSeq, a predicted model, not a curated record
AACACGAACUGUUUCAGCCUGCGUUAAGCUUUUUUGCACUAUUGUACUUUUUGUAAAAGUUUACACAUGAUAUUCUCCAAAACACUUUUACAUUUAACUUAAGCUAUUAAACGCAUAUAUAAAGGCCUAUCCAUUUGAAACGACAGAUAACGUGAAGGAUCAGAUAAGUAAUAACAUGCCAUUUCCGAGGGGAAAGAAGCCCAUCUCCAGCAAAAUACCAAAACUGAAUACCAAAGGCCUGGAGAACCAGCAGGAUGGGCCCCAGACCAAGCGUUCAUCCUCCUCUCCUCAAGGGGCUCCUAAGAAAAGAACUGCUUUUGUGGACAUCACCAAUGCACACAAGAUCGAGCUAUGCAAUCCCAUCAAGAAAGAUCCUAUCAAGAAGUUGCAGAAGAAGGCCUCAGUACUUGCUAAGAAUGAUGGCACCUUUAAAAAAUCAGCUGUGGUCAGUUUGGAGGAAAAGUUGCAGGAACUGAAGAAAGUUGAGUUACCAGUUGAGAAACCAGUGGAGCCCUGUUCCAAAGCUUCACUUCCUCCACAUCUGCUGCCCCCACAGAUCCCUCCAGAGUUCGACAUUGAUUCUGAGCACCUCAGCGACUCCACACAUGCACCAGAGUAUGCCAAAGAUAUUUUUGACUACCUCAAGAGCAGGGAGGAGAAGUUUGUCCUGCAAGACUACAUGGCCAAUCAGACAAAUCUGAACAGAAAUAUGCGAGCAAUUCUGGUGGACUGGCUGGUUGAGGUGCAGGAGAAUUUUGAGCUGAAUCAUGAGACUUUGUACCUGGCUGUGAAAAUGACGGAUCAUUAUCUGGCCGUGACCCAAGCCAAGCGAGAUUCUUUACAGCUCAUUGGUUCCACUGCCAUGCUCAUUGCUUCUAAAUUUGAGGAGCGGGCUCCUCCAUGCGUAGACGAUUUCCUUUAUAUUUGCGACGAUGCCUACAAGCGCUCUCAACUCAUCGCCAUGGAGAUCAGCAUCCUGCAGGCACUGAAAUUUGACAUUAAUAUUCCGGUUCCAUACCGUUUUCUCCGUCGUUAUGCCAAGUGUGUGAAUGCAGGUAUGGACACACUGACUCUGGCGCGGUUUAUUUGUGAGCUGAGUUUGCUCGAGAUGGAGUUUGUGCCCGUGAGAGCCUCUCUGCUCGCCUCUGCCUGCCUGCUCAUCGCCCUGGUAACCAAGGAUUUGGGAGGAUGGUCAGCAUGUCUGAAGUUCCACUCUGGAUACAACGGGGAGGAUCUGGCGCCCGUGGUCAGAAAACUCCAUCACAUGCUCAGCAGCCCACCAGACAGUAAGCUUGCCAUCAUCAGGAGCAAGUACGCACAUGAGGUUUUCUUUGAAGUUGCGUUGAUACCCACAGUGAAUCUACAGAAGCUGGAGGGGUUUUUGAAGUGAGCUGAGGGGAAAAUGUGUAAUGUUUCAAAGACUGUAAAUAUUUAUAUUGAAUGUUGUAUUUGAAUCUUUUAAAAUAUUUUUUGAGUGUAAAUGGAACGUUUAUGCAUGUCUUCCAUUUUUCAUGUUUGACUGUUCAUGUUUGGAUUUUCUUUUUUAUAAACCAUGUUACUCUUGUAAGAGUAAAAUCACUUAAACAGAAACCAGUGACUAUAUCAUUAAAGUUGUUAUAGAACUCUUAAAAGUUAAAUAAAGUUUGAUAAAGUAAAAAACAUCCUAUUCACUGUAUUUGUUCAUUAGAUUUGUUAGAUUAAUGUAAUAAUGUUAUUAAAAUAGCAUUUAAACAAUGCUUAAACAUGUACAUAUAUCUGUUGGUUUUCGUACAGCAUUCUAUGUUUGCCAUG